Molecule: messenger RNA, 5445 nt
Organism: Monomorium pharaonis (pharaoh ant)
Lineage: Eukaryota; Metazoa; Arthropoda; Insecta; Hymenoptera; Formicidae
Product: mediator of RNA polymerase II transcription subunit 25
Exons: 25
Coding region: 377-5239 (1620 amino acids)
Biological process (GO): positive regulation of transcription by RNA polymerase II
Cellular component (GO): mediator complex; transcription regulator complex
Source: RefSeq, a predicted model, not a curated record
GCGUAGAAAGAAUCAAGCGAGUACAGUGGAGUACAGUUUUCGAUAGGAAGACAAAAACAAAACUUUUUAUGAAUUGUUAUCUUGCGUACGCGCUGGCGGACGAGCGUAUCUUCGCCUGUGACUCGUAAAUUUUAACUGAAUGUUUGGAAUCGACAAAGUUAUAGGAAUGGUUCACUAUCAAAUGUUGGAAGCUUUCAUUACUUAGGCAAUUGUAUGACUUCCAACAUUCUGACACAAUAGUUGUUCCAGGCAAAACCCAUUCCCGAAUACACUCAAGGAGUGUUGUCUCAGUUCUAUCCUUUACUGGAACGAUAAAAGUCUGCUUUGAAUCCCGCUCGUAUCCUCCAAAAACCCAAUUUCCCUCAACAAAUUGAUCAUGAUUGUAUUUGCGUUGUCCAAUUUGUGCUUCAAUGAUUUCUACUGUGUGUCCUGGGCCUCCAAGCUGUUUGCUACGUUUUUCAGCCCAGAACACACAAACCUAACAAUGGUAACAGGACUAACUGAGCAUGGAAUACAAGCUGAUGUUAUAUUUGUCAUCGAAGGAACGGCUGUUAAUGGAGCAUACCUUAAUGAUCUUAAAACAAAUUAUGUUAUUCCCACAUUGGAAUAUUUUAGUCAAGGUGGCAUAGAAGACAGGGAAUAUGUUUCCGAGAAUAGCACAACGUUGUAUGGAAUAGUUGUUUACCAUGCUGCUGAUUGCUUACCAUCUCCAUGCACGGAGACUCUUGGACCUUAUUCAAAUCCUCACAAACUGCUGAUGGUCCUAGACAAGCUUGAAAUGGUUGGUGGAAAGGGAGAGUCCUUUGCAAACAUAGGGGAAGGUCUUGCAACAGGAUUGCAAUGUUUCGAAGACUUACAACUGAGAAGAGAGCCAAGUACAGCUUCGCAGAAACAUUGUAUUUUAAUAUGUAAUUCGCCUCCAUAUCAAACUAUGAUUCAAGAGACUUACAAGUUCGCUGGUCAUACUAUUGAACAAUUAGCUGCUAUUUAUCAAGAGAGGAGUAUUAACAUCUCUAUAUUAUCACCAAGAAAAAUUCCGGCAUUGUAUAAGCUAUUUGAAAAGGCUGGCGGUGAUUUACAGUCCUCGCAAACAAAGAAUUAUGCCAAGGACCCACGGCACUUGGUGCUUUUGCGAAAUUAUAAUUUGAAGGAGCGACCUGUUAGUCCUCAGAUGGGCGGUAAUGUUCAUAAUGCCGCUGCUACCGCCGCGCAAAUACCCUUGAGUCCAUUGCAGAGCAACGACAGUCCGAAUACUAAUCAAGUGCAGCAGAGUAUCGCUCCGCCAAAUCAACAGCAGGGUCCUCCUUUCAGAAAUCAAGCUCCUCAGAAUAUUCCUUCUGUCCAUCAAACUGUAACGCCAUCCAUGGCGGCACCGAUGAAUACUGCACGACCGCCUUACAAUCCUCAGAUAGCCGCACCACCGAAUUAUCAUCCACCGGGCGUGAACAUAGCUACGAGGCCCAGAUGGAUGCGACCGUUCAUAGCACCGGGUGCGACCGCGCCCGCAAAUACUCAAGGCAGUGCGCUGAUAGCGCAACUGACACAGCCGCCUUCGUCAUUAGGACUCAAUGUAGCUGCGUUUAGUCAACGAUUAGAUGUAACCGGCAAUAACGUUAUGGCAGCAAAUCAACAACAGCAACAACAGCAACUCACGCAGCAGCAGCAGCAACAACUGCGCUUGACAAUGCAGCUACAGCAGCAGCAGCAGCAGCAACAGCAGCAGCAGCAGCAGCAAAAUGUCCAGCAGCCUACUAUGUCGAUGGCCACUCAACCGACUCACAGUCAACCGGGAUCACAACUUACCACGUCUUGUAUUAGUCAGUCUAUACCUACUCAAGUACCACAGACUGUUACAGCUUCGCAAGCUCCGGUCUCAGUAUCAUCUAUUACGCCACAGAUUACUCAUCCUCAACCACAAGGCAAUGUACCCACUGGUACUGUGCAAAGUCAACAACUCGUGCCACGUGAACGUCAGAACAUCUGGCAAGGUAUCGUGGAAUGGAUCGAAAAGGCUAAAAAUCCUACGGAUGCGCAAAAGCAAACGAGACACGUACCGUGCCAAGUCUCGGCUAAUGCGAAAGACGGAGAUCCAGAAUUGAAAGCGGAUACAUGGCCACCAAAACUGAUAAUGCAGUUGAUGCCGAAACAAUUGAUAGGAAGUAUUGGCGGCACCUAUCUGAAAAAUUCAAAAUCUGUCGUAUUUCACCCGACGCCAUGUGAAGCACUGGAGUCUUUGACAAAAAUGAUGACUGCUGGAUUUGCUGGUUGUGUCCAUUUUACUUCUGCGUCAUCAAGCCCCGCUUGUGAAAUAAAAGUACUUAUACUUUUAUAUACUACGGACAAAAAGACGUACCUAGGCUUUAUUCCAAACGAUCAAACAGCUUUUGUGGAUCGUCUUCGCAAAGUUAUACAACAGCAGAAAACGUCUCAAAACGCUUCUGUGAGACAGGCUAAUCCUGGACCAGGUAAUACGAUUCCCACCCCCAUGCCUACCUCAGGUACACAAGGAGGUAUUCUUAUGUCCCAAACGAAUACUAUGGCGAUGGGUGGUGGUCAGAUAACACAGAAUGUUGUGUCCACCGCUCCUCCGCAAACUUUAACUUCGACUAGCGGCCCACAAACUCAAAUGAAUAUGCAGGUAAUACAAAUGAACAGUGGAAUUGGCGGCCCGCAAGCAAAUGCUGGUGCCGGAGGUAUGAUCGGACAGCAACGACCACCGUUUGAUGAUUUAGAGAUUGCUAGGCAUCAAAAUUUGCUAAAGAUUCAACAUCUAAAACAAACGUUAGAAGCUGCACAACAGCAAGAAGCGCAAUACAAGUCUCAACUGGAAGUUAAUAUUCAACAAAAUCUAGAAGUGGCACAACAACAAGAGAUGCAAUAUAAGCAACAACUUGAGGCACAACAGGCACAGGCACAAAGAGGUCUCAAUCAAGCUGCUAUGGCUAACCAACAGGCAAACUCUCAAAGAUUAAUGCGUCCAGUUUCCACUAACAAUCUUGGUCUCAGACAUUUAUUACAACAGCCACAACCUCAGUAUAGCGUUCGACAAGUAUUUGGAGUGCAACAGCAAAUGGUAGGUCCAAGAGGACAAAUAGCAACAAGACCAAUGGCACCUGGCAAUACGCAAAAUCAGCAGUUUGAGGAUGUGUCGAAUUAUGAUUUCCUUACCAAAAUGUCUGAGGAAAGUCAAGGAUUAUCAGAGAGACAGUCCAUGUAUAUCGCUCAAGUACCGCAGUUCCAAUCAGAAAAUGAGCCUUUGGAAAAUUACAUCGACAGGCUUACGGCGUUUCUCGAAGUUAAGGUAUCGGAAAAUGAGAAGGUCAACACACUGACAGCUGUCAUUGGCGCGAAAGCUUAUGCCAUAUUAAAGUAUAUAAACUUAUUACCAGAAAAGUCUACAGAUAAGAGAUACGUUGACCUGAUAGAAAUACUUAAAAAGCAUUAUUCGGGAGAAUUAAUUCUGUCAGAGCGUUUCAAAUUUAAUAGAAGAUCUCAAUUGCCCACAGAAACAAUUGCAGAAUAUAUCCUAACACUGAAGCAAUUAUCAGUCACUUGUGAUUAUGGAGAAUUCCUAGAUCAGACUUUGAGAGACAGACUUAUUGCAGGUUUAAACAAUAAGCUCUUAAUAAAAAAAUUAUUAGCGAAACCUGCUAAUAUGUCUUUUGCAGAAGCUUGUAAGAUAUGUUUGAAUUUUGAAACAUCAUUACCUGGAACUAGCAAAAUUAAAAGUAAACCAAAUCAGCAAGAUCUAAAAACUAAAUCAAAUAUUCGACGUUUAAUCAAUAAAAGUAAUCGUGUGAGAUGUAAACAAAAUAUUGCCAACAGGUGUCCAACCUGGAGAAAACAGCUAUGUUUUCGAAUACAAAAAAAGAGAAAGAUACUUGCAGCUUACAGAGCGAGAGAUAAUGGCAAGUCUCCUGAACAAAGAAAUGAAGAUCAGUUUAAUACCGGCAAUAUCACACAUAUAAAAAUAGAAAAUAUGCUCUCAUCUAAUCAAGGCAACGUACCUACUGGUAGUGUACAAAGUCAACAACUCGUGCCACGCGAACGUCAGUACAUCUGGCAAGGUAUCGUGGAAUGGAUCGAAAAGGCUAAAAAUCCUACGGAUGCACAAAAGCAAACUAGACACAUACCGUGCCAAGUCUCGGCUAAUGCGAAAGACGGAGAUCCAGAAUUAAAAGCGGAUACAUGGCCACCAAAACUGAUAAUGCAGUUGAUGCCGAAACAAUUGAUAGGAAGUAUUGGCGGCACCUAUCUGAAAAAUUCAAAAUCUGUCGUAUUUCACCCGACGCCAUGUGAAGCACUGGAGUCUUUGACAAAAAUGAUGACUGCUGGAUUUGCCGGUUGUGUCCAUUUUACUUCUGCGUCAUCAAGCCCCGCUUGUGAAAUAAAAGUACUUAUACUUUUAUAUACUACAGACAAAAAAAAGUACCUAGGCUUUAUUCCAAACGAUCAAACAGCUUUUGUGGAUCGUCUUCGCAAAGUUAUACAACAGCAGAAAACGUCUCAAAACGCUUCUGUGAGACAGGCUAAUCCUGGACUAGGUAAUACGAUUCCCGCCCCCAUGACUACACAAGGAGGUAUUUUUAUGUCCCAAACAAAUACUAUGGCGAUGGGUGGUGGUCAGAUAACACAGAAUGUUGUGUCCACCGCUCCUCCGCAAACUUUAACUUCGACUAGCGGCCCGCAAACUCAAAUGAAUAUGCAGGUAAUACAAAUGAACAGUGGAAUUGGCGGCCCGCAAGCAAAUGCUGGUGUCGGAAGUAUGAUCGGACAGCAACGACCACCGUUUGAUGAUUUAGAGAUUGCCAGGCAUCAAAAUUUACUAAAGAGUCAACAUCUAACACAAACGUUAGAAGCUGCACAACAGCAAUACAAAGCGCAAUACAAGUCUCAUCUGGAAGUUAAUAUUCUACAAAAUCUAGAAGUGGCACAACAAGAGAUGCAAUAUGAACAACAACUUGAGGCACAACAGGCACAGGCACAAAGAGGUCUCAAUCCAGCUGCUAUGGCUAACCAACAGGCAAACUGUCAAAGAUUAAUGCGUCCAGUUUUCACUAACAAUCUUGGUCUCAGACAUUUAUUACAACAGCCACCUCAGUAUAGCGUUCGACAAGUAUUUGGAGUGCAACAGCAAAUGGUAGGUCCAAGAGGACAAAUAGCAACAAGAUCAAUGGCACCUGGCAAUACGCAAAAUCAGCAGUUUGAGGAUGUGUCGAAUUAUGAUUUCCUUAGUUGAGCAUCGCAAACAAAUGUUUUUUUAAAUUUAUCUUAAUAUUACGCACGCGCGUGUGCGUCGCGUAUAUGCACGAUUGUGUAAAAGAACAUACAUGAGACCAUGAUUUAAAUUUUAUAUAUUUGUGAGAAUAAAAAAGAAUACUUGUACAUAAGGUGAAAUAUAUGCAUGAAAUGUAUACGAAUAUAUAAAGUAUUUAAUUAAUAAGA